Messenger RNA from Dama dama (fallow deer), 939 nucleotides. It is a transcript of the gene CNTF, whose product is annotated as ciliary neurotrophic factor. Gene Ontology annotation, cellular component: axon. Bases 1 to 939 code for a protein of 312 amino acids. Gene Ontology annotation, molecular function: cytokine activity; ciliary neurotrophic factor receptor binding; growth factor activity. Gene Ontology annotation, biological process: negative regulation of neuron apoptotic process; astrocyte activation; positive regulation of axon regeneration. The transcript has 4 exons. Lineage: Eukaryota; Metazoa; Chordata; Mammalia; Artiodactyla; Cervidae. The record is from RefSeq and is a predicted model, not a curated record.
AUGGCUUCUGCGGAGCAUUCACUGCUCCCCCCUCGCCGCCGGGACCUGUGUAGCCGCUCCAUCUGGCUAGCACGGAAGAUCCGUUCAGACCUGACUGCUCUGGUGGACUCUUACAUGAAGCACCAGGGGCUGAACGGGAACGUGAACCUGGACUCCCUGGAAGGUGUGCCGCCGGCCAGCUCCAGCAGAUGGGGCGAGCUGACCGAGGCGGAGCGGCUGCAGGAGAACCUCCAGGCCUACCGCGCCUUCCACGGGAUGUUGGCCCGGCUGCUGGAAGACCAGCGGGCGCACUUCACCCCAGCGGAAGACGACUUCCACCAGGCCAUCCACACCGUCCUCCUCCAGGUGGCCGCCUUCGCGUACCAGCUGGAAGAGCUGAUGGCGCUGCUGGAGCACCGGGUGCCCCCCAGCGAGGCCGGCGGGCCGCCCCUUCUCGCUGGGGAGGCUGGGCUCUUUGAGAAGAAGCUGUGGGGCCUCAAGGUGCUGCGGGAGCUUUCUCAGUGGACGGUGAGGUCCGUGCACGACCUGCGGGCCAUCUCCCGACAAAGUGGGGUCCCCGCGCGUGGGGGCCGUUCUGCCACCAAGGACAAGAGAACGUGCCCGCUGAUGCCCUUGAGUGCGGGCCUGGGCACAGCGCCCACCGGGUUGCCUCAGCCCGCUGCAGUCAGCACCGCAGUGGCCGACAGGCCCCGCAGCCCAGACCUCCCUGAGCGGCGUGUAGGGCGCUGCUUGGGUGAAAAAGGCCAAACCCUGCACCAGCCGCCCUCUGGCGUCAGUCACGCGGAGGGCGACCCCGAGUCAGCCAGGCCCGGCGGCCUGAUGGGUCUGCGUCCCGCGCCCCGGGACCGAGCGUGCACAGCGCUCGGGCCAGGCUCCCGCGCGCAGGGAAGGCGGGUGCGCGUCAGACCGGGACUGGACUGCAGUCUGAGCUGCGUGUAA